Danio rerio (zebrafish) is the source of this 725-nucleotide messenger RNA. NCBI's taxonomy places the organism in Eukaryota, Metazoa, Chordata, Actinopteri, Cypriniformes, Danionidae. The record is from RefSeq and is a predicted model, not a curated record.
AUGAUGACAUCUCGACUACACCAAUACGCCUGUGAACUCACACUGGAUCCAAACACAGCACACACACACCUCGCUCUGUCUGAGGAGAACAGAAAGGCGACGCGUGUGAAGGAGAGUCAGUCUUAUCCUGAUCAUCCAGACAGAUUUGAUGUGUGGGAGCAGGUUGUGAGUAAAGAGAGUCUGACUGGACGCUGUUACUGGGAGACUCAAUGGAGCGGACAUGCUUAUAUAUCAGUAUGUUAUAAAGGAAUCAAGAGGAAAGGAGGGGUUUUUGACUGUGUGUUUGGAAGUAAUGAUCAGUCCUGGAGUCUUGAUUGCUCUGAUGACUCAUUCACUGUCUGGCACAAUUAUAAACCCACACACAUCUCAGCUCGUCCAGACUCCAGCAGGACAGUAGGAGUGUUUGUGGACGAGUCGAGCGGCUCUCUGUCCUUCUACAGCGUCUCUGACACACACAAACUCACACACUUACACACAUUCAACACCACAUUCACCGACACACUCCAUGCUGGAUUUAGAGUUUAUUCAGGCUCUUCAGUGUCUCUGUGUCACACAGCAUGAAGAUGUUUUCUCCAGUUUCUGCUUUUCAUCUGCUGAGCUUCACUCUUCUUUCUUUCUUUCUUUCUUUCUUUCUUUCUUUCUUUCUGUAUAUUAAAUUCUGUCUUAUACUCUUCAGACUGUAUUUUCAGCAGAUCAAGAUCUUUUAGUGAUUUAAAAAACGUUAA